GUCCUUUCAUCGUCCAAUCAGAGGCGACCAAAGCACAACGGCUCCAUGUUGGUUCAGCCUCUUGUCUCUCCUUCACCUGCCUCCUCUCUCCUCUCUUCUGUUGUUCGUCUGCGCACUUUGUCCGGGACCAACAGGCUUGAACUGAGCUCUGUUCAGUGGGGAACGAACACUUGAUGGAUGUAGCCGCCACUCUCACCGACAAAUGUGUGAACCGCGGAAUCGGCGAAAUGUGGUACGCCGGUUGAGCAAGGAAUAACCGGGGUCCUUUAACGCCGCACCGUCAGCUUGACAAAAACAGAGCGACAUGCUGAACGGGGAGGACUAUUCGUAUUGGACAGGAAGUAACAAUGAUGUUCACAGUGACCGAGUUUGCGUCCUUGAAUGACGUCCAUCCAACGUACCGCAUCUUGAAGCCAUGGUGGGAUGUCUUCAUGGACUAUUUGAGCUUGGUCAUGCUCAUGUUGGCCCUAUUCGCCAUGACCAUGCAGAUCACCAAGGACCAGCUAGCGUGCCUUCCUUUCAUGGACGAAACGCAGGAGGACUCUCGAAAUGACUCCGACCCCGCACAGAAUGCUCAGCAAGUAGCUACUGCGAUAAACAUCAAGAGUGCCGUGCAGAACUUUCAGCCCGAGUAUGAAGAUACCGAUAAGAGAGAAGAGAAUUGUCGUGAUCGGCCUCAAGCACCGGGAAUCAAGACCAAUUUGGACUUUCAGCAGUACGUGUUCAUCAACCAAAUGUGUUAUCACCUGGUGUUGCCCUGGUAUUCCAAAUUCUUCCCUUAUCUCAUCCUGAUUAACACCAUCAUCCUGAUGGUCAGCAGCAACUUCUGGUUCAAAUUUCCCAAGACGAGCUCAAAAAUAGAACACUUUGUCUCCAUUCUGUGUCGCUGUUUCGAGUCUCCGUGGACCACCAAGGCCGUGUCGGAAACAGCCUGCGAAGAGUCGGAGAAGAACAAGCAGAGGUUGAGCGGCACCUCUUUCGCGCAUCACACCGCGUCUUUAGAGGGCAACGAGGAAGGCUCCGGUUCCAUGACCACCUCCCCCGCGCUGGAAGGCGUGGUGUCGGCAGAUAACCCCAUCGCCGAAGCCCCGACGGCCACCAUGCCCAUCUUGGAUAAAAAGGACGGGGAGCAGGCCAAAGCCCUGUUUGAGAAAGUGCGCAAGUUCCGAGCUCACGUGGAGGACAACGAUUUCAUCUACAGGUUCUACGCGGCUCAGACCAUCUUCAAAACGGCCACCUUCAUUUCAAUGCUGUCCUACACCUCCAGCUUUUUGGUGAAAAUUCAUUUCGAGCAUAUAUGCGAGACUGACGUCAAAGCGCUGGUGGGCUACGGACGCUUCUAUUGUACGCACAACAUGGCUUUCAUGUUAGAAAAGGUGCUCUUCUGCUACAUAGCGCUGAUGAUCUUGUAUGGGAUGGUGUGUCUCUACUCCCUCUUCUGGGUAUUCCGAGGACCUCUGAAAGAGUAUUCCUUUGAGAAAGUCAGGGAAGAGAGCAGCUUUAGUGACAUUCCAGACGUCAAAAACGACUUUGCUUUCCUCUUACACAUGGUCGACCAGUACGACCAGCUCUACUCCAAACGCUUCGGCGUCUUCCUGUCCGAGGUGAGCGAGAACAAGCUGAGGGAGAUCAGCCUCAAUCACGAGUGGAACUUCAAAAAAGCCCGGAAAUGCGUGACUCGGAACGCGCAAGAUCAGCAAGAGCUGCACCUGAAGAAUCUCUUUGGUCUUCCCAACGUGGUCUUUGACCUCACCGACUUGGAGGUGCUCAAGCUGGAGAAGAUUCCCGAAGUCAGAUUCAUUGCGAACGUGUCCCAGAUGACCAGUCUGAGGGAGCUGCACCUCUACGAGUGUCCCGCCAAAGUGGAGCAGACCGGUUUCGCUUUCCUCCGCGAUCAUCUUCACAGCCUUCACAUCAGUUUCACAGAUGUCGCCGAGAUCCCGACAUGGAUAUUCUUGCUGAGGAAUUUGCGACAGCUCUACAUCGUCGGGAACCUGAGCUCGGAAAACAACAGGAUGUUCGGUUUAGAGUCCAUGCGGGACUUGAGGCAUUUAAAGAUUUUGUACCUGAAGAGCAACCUCCCAAAAUUGCCUACCAACAUCACAGACGUGUCGCAGCACCUGGUGAAAUUGAUGGUGCACAACGACGGCACGCGACUCUUCGGGCUGAAUACUCUGAAAAAAAUGACCAACCUCAUCGACCUGGAGUUGCACAGUUGCGAGCUGGAGAAGAUCCCUCACGCUAUUUUCAGCUUGAUCAACCUGCAGGAGCUCGAUCUGAAGUCCAACAACAUCCGGACCAUCGAGGAGAUUGUCAGCCUGCAGCACCUCAAGAGACUGACGUGUCUCAAAUUGUGGCACAACAAAAUCACGUCAAUCCCCUCCUCCAUCGUCCAGGGCAAGUCGCUGGAGGCUCUCCACCUCUCGCACAAUAAGUUGCAGUCCCUGCCGCCGGCGUUGUUCAAACUACCUAAACUGCAAUCUUUGCAUUUGGCCCACAACUUAAUCCAGGUGCUCCCUCAGGAUGUCGGUCUUCUGCAGGACCUUCUGGACCUGGACAUGACUUCCAACAAGCUGGAGACCUUGCCCAAGAAUUUGUUCAAGUGCACCAAGCUGAGAGUGCUUUGCUUGGGCUACAACGACCUGAGGGAACUGUCAGAGGCUGUUGGAGACCUGGUUCAGCUCAACCAUCUGGAGCUGAAGGGCAACAGUCUGGAAAGGCUCCCCGCGCAGCUCGGAAACUGCCGCCGGCUCCUCAGAAGUGAGUUCCUGGUGGAGGAUCACCUCUACAUGACCCUGCCCGUGGAUGUCAGGGAGAGCAUCGGCCGAGACAGCAACAUCGCCAGUACAAGUGUCUUGUAGCAGCAGGGCUCAAACUUUUUGGGUCCAGACAGGGAGAUUUUUUUUUCCCCCCAAUCAACCCCCAAAAAGUCGGUGUUGUGGCCAAAAUAUUAAAAGUAUUUCUUUGUUACCAUCUUGUAGCAACUCAAAUCUGGAAAAUCGAUUUCCAGUUUUUGUUUGAUUUUUGGCACAAAACAAAUUCAUCCACCCAUUGUGGCAUUAAAUUAUCUUUAAUAAAAAUUUUUUUUUUUUUAAUUACAGUCAUUUUAAAACAGUGUUCGUUCAAUUUUACAGACGCUCGACCAGCUGAAGAUAAUCUUGUGACACAAAUAAUGUAACGGUGUGCCUGAGUGGUGUUCCAAACCUUUUGAUUGUUUGUUUUUAUUCCGCUGAUGAGUGUAGAAAGCACCAAACACCAAGGGCUGGGCAAUGAAUUCAUUAUGACAUUAAUGACGAGUCUCAAUUGCUCAUUGUUAAACUGAAUGAAUUUGCAGCUGUCAUUCUUUUCUUUUUUUUUGCAUCAAGCAUGUCAGACCGGGGUUUUUUAAUUAUUACUUGUAAUGUAGACCUUUGAUAUUUUUGUCUCAGGAACAAAUAGAACCGUGGAUGAAAAUUUAAAUGGGGAGGAAUUUUUGUUUAAUCCAAAUGGCUUUACUUUUUUUCUUCACUUGCGGGCCAAAAGAAAUCACAUUAUCUUCUCCAGUGUUUGUUGUGCUCACUACUUGAAGGAUAUCUUCUGUGAUUCAGGUUAUUAGUAGUGUUUGUUUAGCAAUGUCAUGAAGAACAUAGCAAUUCCAGAAUUGACUAAAUCACUAGAUAUUACCUUUUAAACUACAAUGUUAUAAAUGUAUGCAAUUCACUUGCAUAAAAAAAAUCCAUGAAUGUUCUCAGAUCCUGUUUUCCUUGACGGGCUGGACCUUUUAAAUGUUUUCUCCAUGCCCUAAAAUGUGAACGUGUAUACAUGUUUUACACUUUUGACUAAUUAGCAUAUUGACAACAAAGUUGUCUGCCUUCCCCCCAGUGUAUUUUUGUAUACUUUAGUUUCAUGUAUUCAUAGUUGCUGUAUCACCUCAGUGUCCUAUAUUCACAGUUUUCAUGACUAAAUAAAAAUCACUGAAAAGA
Syngnathus acus (greater pipefish) is the source of this 3962-nucleotide messenger RNA. RefSeq names its product leucine rich repeat containing 8 VRAC subunit Da (gene lrrc8da). Gene Ontology annotation, molecular function: protein binding. Lineage: Eukaryota; Metazoa; Chordata; Actinopteri; Syngnathiformes; Syngnathidae. The coding region runs from base 348 to 2861 and encodes 837 amino acids. The record is from RefSeq and is a predicted model, not a curated record. The transcript is spliced from 3 exons.